ACACAGUUACACUUACUACUGAACAACCGUUCCGUUUAGUUCUCCUUAUCAAGGGCCCAGGCUCGCGGGCGAAUCAGGAACUUCCCCGAGUCGGCACGUGGAAAGAAUGGAAAACGAUGAGCUUCUAUUUGGCUUAGUAUCACUCACGGUGAUGAACCCAAGUCGAACCAUUAUCCACCUCCAUUCAUGUCUCUGAAGGUCAUUAUCAUCGGCGCAGGACCUGCAGGCUUGGUUGCAUGCAAAUCUUUAUUGGAAUAUGCCUCUGAAGAAUAUCCUUUCGAUCCUAUCGUGCUUGAACAAGAAGAUGACAUUGGCGGUACAUUUCGGUACCGAUCUUACGAAAAUUCCCAUCUCGUCUCUUCAAAGCAAUUGACAUGCUUCUCCGACUUUCGUCUCCCAAUGUCCCACCCGGACCACAUGAGUCUAGAGAAUUAUGUAGACUAUCUUCGGGCAUAUGCACAACAUUUUCAGCUUACUGAAAGAAUCAAGCUCAAUUGCAAGGUUGUCAAUGUCAGCCGCGACCGCUCCACUGGCGAACACCUUGUUUCGUUCAUAACGCGAAGCUUAGAAAACCCUCGUGAAUGGGACCAGCUUGUGAUCACCCUUAGAGCACAAUAUCUAGCUGUCUGCACAGGGCUCCACGUACUCCCCCAAUUUCCUAAAAUCGACGGUAUUGAGCAUGUUGUUAAGAACCAGUCAGUCAAACAAGGUUCGGGAAAGCCGGUGUUUCACUCCCACGAAUACAAGAAUCGAACCCAACUUGCGGGGAAGCGUGUGAUGAUUCUUGGAACUGGCGAGACGGGUAUGGACCUUGCAUAUGAGGCGGCCAAAGCUGGGGCCAAGGAGGUGGUGUUGUGUACACGAGGAGGAUUUUUAUCCAUUCCUCACGCAUUGAACAAUUUUGAAAUUUUUGGGCAGAAAUUCGAUGCCGAAAAGAAGGUACCCAUAGACUGCCUCAUAACGAACCUUGCCGAAACUGCCUAUGUUCAUCCCUGGAUAGCCAGCUCGCAUGUUCGAUGGUUCAUAUCGGACUUUGUCAUUAAGCGCGUCCUGUGGGUUCUCACGGGCACUCAGGCUGGCUGUAAUCAAUGGGUGGGCCAACUAGAACCGCACAGACUUGGGCGUGCCUAUGUGUUUCUAAACAAGUCACACAAAGCUAUGCCAUAUCUGAAUCGACCGUAUCGGGAACGACCUGUAUUUCUGGACCGCAUUGCUCGAUAUAUUGAUCCGCCCGAGGACUCGCCUCCGCAGACGGAUUUCGUUGUUGACUUGGCGCCAUUUCCCUCUCAUUUCCUUCCCGAUGGUCGAGCCAUCUUCCCUCAUCUCCCGAAACGAAAAGAUUAUCUUCGAAUGAAGGGACGGGAGGUUCGCCCCGAGGUGGUAAUAUACGCAACAGGUUAUACACAGGAGUUUGCUUUCUUCGACAAGGAUAGCGGAUACGCCACGCCUGAAGAAGCAAAUAUUCGAAACAUUGCCCGUGAAGGAGAUGAAAGCGUUGGUUUCAUUGGGUUUGUCAGACCCGGUGUCGGAGCAAUACCUCCCAUUGCGGAAAUGCAGACCUUCUUCUGGAUAUCACUUAUUAAAGGUCAGGUGCGAAGGCCUCUGCCACCACCGCAUUACCACUUGCUUGUUGAGGACACCGCGCGUAUCAAAUAUGGUGUCGAUCAUUCCACGUAUAUGAGUACUCUCGCGAAAGACAUUGGUGCGGCUCCAGGUCUUUGGCAACUUUGGCAAUUAUACGGGACACAUGUCCUGGUAUGCUAUUGCUUCGGUGCGGCGUUCACCUCAUUCUAUCGCUUGGUAGGCCCGUACAAAUCUGCUUCUUCGCCGGAGGUAAUACGAACGGAAAUUUGGGAUACGAUCACACGGCGCGGUAUUCUCGGGAACGUGAUUAUGGGGGUUAUACCUAUGGCAUUCUACUUGACGCUUAAUACCCUUGCUUUUGGGGCAGGGCUGGUAUAUUCGCUUUUUGGGGGAUGCAUCGAAUAAGUAUAGAGGUCUUAUUUUCUCUUUUCUUUUUACAGUACACUAGGCCUUACUUGGAGACCAUACACUCAUUCCCUAACAACGUU
This is a messenger RNA of Desarmillaria tabescens, 2072 nucleotides long. RefSeq lists its product as uncharacterized. Bases 187 to 1989 code for a protein of 600 amino acids. The record is from RefSeq and is a predicted model, not a curated record. NCBI's taxonomy places the organism in Eukaryota, Fungi, Basidiomycota, Agaricomycetes, Agaricales, Physalacriaceae. The transcript is spliced from 14 exons. Gene Ontology annotation, molecular function: N,N-dimethylaniline monooxygenase activity; NADP binding; flavin adenine dinucleotide binding.